This is a messenger RNA of Spodoptera frugiperda (fall armyworm), 1361 nucleotides long. RefSeq names its product putative gamma-glutamylcyclotransferase CG2811. The transcript is spliced from 5 exons. Gene Ontology annotation, molecular function: gamma-glutamylaminecyclotransferase activity. The coding region runs from base 160 to 759 and encodes 199 amino acids. The record is from RefSeq and is a predicted model, not a curated record. Lineage: Eukaryota; Metazoa; Arthropoda; Insecta; Lepidoptera; Noctuidae.
AAAUAUCAACUGCAGCCAGCUGACUUUGACAUUUUAAAAGAAAAUAUCAAGAAAAACACGCUUUGCAUUAUCCGUUCCAGCUGAUUUCGGUUUCGAAAAACAACGAAAAGGUUUUUUUAUUUGUUUUAAAAUGUUAGUGUAAAACAUAAAUAAAAUAUAAUGCAUAAAAUUUCCGGAUUCCCUGUCCAAAGAAUUCCUAAACCCAUUGGUGUGCAUACUAUAAAAACUAUCAUGCAGAAAGUAUUUGUGUACGGUACAUUAAAAAAGAACGAGCCCAACAACUAUUGGCUGCAAGACCCCAACAAUGGCAUUGGUAACUUCGUAGCGGACGGUUACACUAAGACCAAGUAUCCGCUAAUCAUUGCAACUAAAUACAAUAUACCGUUCCUCUUACACAGUCCUGGGAACGGGCAUUUUGUACAAGGUGAGAUAUAUGAUGUGGAUGAUAAAAUGCUGUCGAAACUAGACAUACUGGAGGAUCAUCCCAACUACUACGUACGAGAAAUUGAUGACAUUAUUGUAAAAAAUUCGUCAUCAAGCGAUCCUCAAAUAGAAAAAUGUUGGGUGUAUUUCCUGAAGAACUUCAAGCCAGAACUUCUGAAGCGGGAAUACUUUGACAAUUACAGUUCUCACGGGAGCCAUGGGCUGCAGUACAUGGACAGGUCUAAAAGAGAUCCCUCGUAUAACCAUAAGGGGGAAAUUAAGUCUGAUUCAAGGCAGUCAGUGUCAGAACCUGAGCCGUCCCGAACACCACCAUGAUAGGACAAAAAGCAACAACGAAUCUGUGGUCGAGGAUCUAGAUGACGACGUGUUUGCAAGCAACGUUAAUUAGUUUAAAGUUACGCGUCCACAGGCCCGCAUCGUACGCAUCGCACGCAACGGAUUUUAGUUUGUCUUGUAUAGAAACUCAUACAACUGCAUCCACUGAUCCGCAUCGUACGGACCGCAUCCUCGGCAAUGCCUACAUGCGAUGCGUACUGAUGACGUCAUACGGAAUGCGUGCGAUGCGUACGAUGCGGGCCUGUAAACGCUUACCUUUAUACGACGUAUUUUAAUAACUGCAUUUCCUAUAGAAUAGCACGAAAAUGGACCUUAUGAUGUGGGUACAAGGUUGUUAUUCAGUAAAUAAUUAUUGUAUCUUAUUUUUUUUCUAAGAUGGAUGGGAUCAAUGAGAUAGAAUACUGUUUAAGAAUAAUACAUAUUUGUUUAUAAUAAGUGAGAUUUUUAAAUAAGACAUUCCAAUGUUUAAUACAUAUGAUGAAUAUGAUGAUACAAGACUUGUUUAUUGUUAGUAUUCACUAACUUGUUGCCUAAGGUCCUGUUUGGAUUAUUAUUAUAAUAUACCUCAAAGUUCAAAGGUA